Ictalurus punctatus (channel catfish) is the source of this 734-nucleotide messenger RNA. RefSeq lists its product as uncharacterized. The transcript has 2 exons. The record is from RefSeq and is a predicted model, not a curated record. NCBI's taxonomy places the organism in Eukaryota, Metazoa, Chordata, Actinopteri, Siluriformes, Ictaluridae. The coding region runs from base 1 to 570 and encodes 189 amino acids.
AUGAAACUAGAAGAGAAGAAAGGUGAAGAAAUGAGAAACAAGAUUGAGAAUAAGAUUGAGAUGAGAUUAAGUGAGAUGAGAAAGAAACAAGAAGAGAAGAGGAGGCAAGAGGAAGAAAAGGAGAAGGCAAGAGAAGAAGACAUGAGAAGACAAGAAAAUAGAAGAAGCAAAGAGAAGAGAAGAGAAGCGAAGAAAAGCGAAGAGAAGCGAAGAGAAGAGAAGAGAAGCGAAGAAAAGCGAAGAGAAGAGAAGCAAAGAGAAGAGAAGAGAAGCAAAGAGAAGAGAAGCGAAGAAAAGCGAAGAGAAGAGAAGCAAAGAGAAGAGAAGAGAAGCAAAGAGAAGAGAAGCGAAGAAAAGCGAAGAGAAGAGAAGCAAAGAGAAGAGAAGAGAAGCAAAGAGAAGAGAAGCGAAGAAAAGCGAAGAGAAGAGAAGCAAAGAGAAGAGAAGAGAAGAGAAGCGAAGAGAAGCAAAGAGAAGAGAAGAGAAGAGAAGAGAAGAGAAGAGAAGAGAAGAGAAGAGAAGAGAAGAGAAGAGAAGCCAUGUUCUCAGGCUGACCUCUCUCAGGACUAAAGGGAGUGAUGGAGAAUGUGUUUAUUCUCUGUGCUGCCUGUUUAUGUAUCUUCUAUCUCAAUGAGCACUGCAUUAUUUCUCUCAGGAAGAGAAUUUCAAUGACAUUAAGUUCUAUUUUAUAGUCUAUAAACACACUUAAGACUCUGAAGGCUGCAGCGGUGGGG